UGAUGUUGGAACUUCAUUUUUAUGCUUCUUUAGAUAUCUCAGCUCGCCGGCGUCGAAGAAAGCUACGUAACACGUCGCUAAGCAGAGAUAGAUACGCACAGUUGUGUGAGAAUGUGUCAAGUGGAAAUGCUGAGAGCGUUGCUGAAUGCACGACUCGGUGCGGCCGUCGAAGAAAUAGUUGGAGUUUUUCAAAGAACGAUAGCAGAGUACGAGGAGGAACUUGGUCGAACUAAAGAGGAGAAUGAGAGACAGCGUCGACAACUCGCCGCUGUUUUCAUGCCUCAAGUUGAUUUACACAUAACAGACAAAAAUGAAGAACAUCUUGCCCCAGAGCAGCAGGACGACCAGUCCAGGGUGUAUCCCGCCUUUAGCCCAAAGUCUGCUGGGACAGGCUGUGACUCACCUGCCACCCUUAUGAGGAUAAGUGGUAUAGAAAAUGGGUGGAUGGGUGAGCAGCAGAAGUGGAACUUCGGGUUGGGGCAAGAGGAGCCAGAGACACCCCACGUCAAAGAGGAAGAGAACGCUACCGUUAUCACCAACUGUUCGCUGACCAGUGUCGCUUUGAAGACAAACGAUAAUGACGACAAGGGUCUGAGGUCCCAGCUUCAUCCCAGGCAAAGUGAGGAGAACAGAUGGGCCGAGCCCCCGGGUAGCAGCUCAACGCAAUGCAUGAAAACAGAAGACGAUGGAGACCGAUGUGGAGGCUCACGAGCGGACGGCCUCUUAGCUCCGGUCUCGCUUGACACUGUUGAUGAACACUCUCAAGGUGAUGUGACCUGCCACACCGACAACACACACUGGAAAUGUUCUCAGUGUGGGGAAACUUUUGGUGCCAAGAAAAAUCUAAGAAGACACAUGAUGCUCCACACGGGAGACCAGCCUGUCCGUUUCUCUCAUUCCAAAAUAGUCUCUACAAAGGGACAUUUGAUAACGCAUGCAAAAGCAAACACUGGAAAGAAACCACAUUCCUCUUUUCGUGAUCAUUCAGCAUCGAUUAAUGGAAAGAAAACAAACAAUGGUGGUGAGAAACCAUUUAAGUGCUCAAUGUGCAGUAAAAUAUUUUCUACAAAGCAAACUAUGAAGACACACAUGAGGAUACACACUGGAGAGAAGCCUUUUGCCUGCUCAGUGUGUGAUGCUAGAUUCACUCAAAAGAUUAGUUUAACACAUCACCUCAGAACACACACCGGUGAGAGACCAUUUUCCUGCUCGGUGUGCCAAAAACGUUUUGGUCAUCCUUCGGCACGUGUGAGGCACAUGAAAACACACACUAGAGCGAAACCACUUGUCUGCCCAACUUGUGGUCAAGGAUUUGCUCGACAAGAUCAUUUAAAAAACCACAUGACAACACACUGUUGAGAUAUUGUUCUAGAUUCAUGCACACUAUAUGGCCCAUCUUAACAGGCACAAGUGUGCUGGUGUCGCUGAAUUCAUUGGCCUGAUUUUGGUGCAGGCAAUGUGGGUUCACUUCCCACUCAAUGACACUUUGAAUGAUUGUCUGUCUCUAUACGUGCUCUGCUAUUGACUGGAGACCAAUGCAGGGUGUACUCUGCCUUUUAUCCAGUCACCAUGAUUGUCAUUAGGGGUUAAGGAAAAAAAAUUGGAAGUGUGCUGGAAAGAAAGUAAACUGUAGGACUUUAAAUAAUUUGAAUGUUUUGUGAGAGCUGACUGGCUAGUACGUCUGCCUCACAGUUCUGAGAUUCUGGGUUUGAAUCUCAGCUGCGGUCUUACGACAUGUGGUUUGCAAUUGCAUACUUUAGUUUUUUUAAUGGCUUGUAUCCAAAUGCUUAAAUUGUGUCUCUGAAUAUCCUGUCCACCCGUCAAGUGUGAAAUUAUCAAUCAACAACUUUAUCUGCAAAUGACUUGGCACCUGGACUCGACGAAGAGUCAGAAGCCAUAGUAGGACGAACGACACGGUUUGAUACGGUCAUGUCAAAGCCAAAAGGUAAGCGGCCGUGAAAUGGAGCUUUGGUGGAUGCACAGAUGGACCUUAGCUAACAGCAUUAACUUUUCAAAAUCUCAGUCAAACUAAUUAAUUUGCACCACAAGCUCUUGAAAAAUAUGUUGUGUUUGUGACUACAGCUGAAUGACACAUGAAUAAAGAUAGCCAUUCACAAGCGUUGGCUUUAGGAGGAGGACGUGAUGUUGUUAUGAUGAGUGAGUGAGUUUUUGCAGUUAUUAUUCAUCCAUCCAUUCAUUUUCUGAGCCGCUUCUCCUCACUAGGGCCGCGGGCGUGCUGGAGCCUAUCCCAGCUAUCAUCGGGCAGGAGGCGGGGUACACCCUGUAUAAUGUAGUGUAGUUGUAUAUAAUUAGUUGCGCCCCCAAAUUUUGUAUGGCUCUAUU
Molecule: messenger RNA, 2343 nt
Organism: Phycodurus eques (leafy seadragon)
Lineage: Eukaryota; Metazoa; Chordata; Actinopteri; Syngnathiformes; Syngnathidae
Product: zinc finger protein 84-like
Exons: 2
Coding region: 112-1359 (415 amino acids)
Biological process (GO): regulation of transcription by RNA polymerase II
Cellular component (GO): PcG protein complex; transcription regulator complex
Molecular function (GO): RNA polymerase II cis-regulatory region sequence-specific DNA binding; DNA-binding transcription factor activity, RNA polymerase II-specific
Source: RefSeq, a predicted model, not a curated record